This is a messenger RNA of Meloidogyne enterolobii, 446 nucleotides long. NCBI's taxonomy places the organism in Eukaryota, Metazoa, Nematoda, Chromadorea, Rhabditida, Meloidogynidae. The record is from the annotation of a GenBank genome assembly.
AUUGGAAAAUAUAAGCCCAGGGCUUCUAUUAGUCCUCUCUCACAUCCUAACCUUUUAGCUAAUUCCAUAUGUUAAUUCUUUCAUUUAUUUUUCAGAGUUAUGAUAUAAAACUAGCACAAUAUCACGAUAACAUAAUUAGUGCCCAUGGUCAACGUAUCAAAGACGAAUUUCGACGUCAAAUACCUCAACCAAAGAAUGGAGCUCAAAUAGUUACAGAAGAACUUGAAGCAUUAAACCGAAGAUUUGCUCAACUUUCCUCUGUAAUAUUGGAAAGAAAGAAUAUUGUUAAUGUUUUAAUUCAAAAUUGGCGUCGAAAACAACAGGUGGACAAAUUAUUUUUAUUUGAGUUGUUAUUAAUGGUUAAUUAUGAGGUCUUAAAAAUAGAGUUAAAAAGGUAUUUUGGUAUUUACCUGAUCUGCUUCUCUUUACUUCAAUUAAAUAAUUAA